AUGUACAAUUCUUCUCUAACUUCUCACACAGUUUCCACGCACGAGCUUACUGACCCCCGUGGUUCGAACUCGACCUCUGCCUGUCGACUUUCCCUGCCGUGGCUCGGGCAACCUGGCAGUAUCUCAGCCCUUGUACUUCCUCCGGAUGGCAUGACAGCUAGGCACUGGAAGGAGAUCUAUCCAUGUUCUUCGUCUAUGACUUUCGCUAAAAUCUCUGUUUCAUUUCGGACAAUAGUCCUCUCAUGUCUGACCCUUAUCCUAAGCCCAGUAGCUGCCAGUCUAACCGGAUACACCGAAGCCAUUCUGCCAGAAUUUGUUUCGUUACCGCCUGUUAGACAAGUCUACAUAGGUUCUCACGUACCCCUGCCGGAAAUUCGUAUCACUUGUCACGCUUGGCCGCCGCCACCCCUUGGUAAUGUCACCUACUACACGAGAGCCAGCCGGACUGCUGGAGGCUCGGGUCCUCGCUUGCAUUAUCAGAUCCCGUUGCAUCCAUUAGCCAGCUCGUUGAUGGACAGUAAUGGCUCAACGAUAAUCCUCUCCAGUGCAGACAGCGCACGCUCUCUUGCGUCCUCUGACUUACACUGUCUUGCGAGCACACAGUUUGGUGCAGUCUUGAGUCCGCCAUUCCGCGUCGUACUAGCAGAUCCCAACAGGCAUUCUGGACAAUUGGUUAUCCAACACGCUGUGGAACAUUGGACAACGGUCAUCCGUUGUGAUUUGCCCCCGACUACGUCCAGCGAUUCUAUACAGUUCACUAUCAAUGGGACUAGGAUUGAACCCAUUGCUGACAAGUACCGAGUUAUCGGUUCUCCAGGUAUCCCGGGCAAAUUUAACUUGGUCAUUCGCGCGUUCGAUGGUUCCGAUGUCGGAGACUACCGGUGUUUCACUCGUGAUCCACUCACUGGCACCGAUUGGUUUGACAGUCGAAGAUAUCAACUCACUAUGCACGAAUCCUCCUUUACGGCAAAGAGUCUCCUGUCGGCCGAUUUCCCUCAACCAGUUCUCUCAUCCGGUACGUACACUCCCAACAUUGUGGUCAAGCAGGGGCAACUGGUCUCCUUGCUGUGCAUUCCUCCAGUUCCGUUUGCAACCAACGCUUUCUGGAUUGGUCGACGCCCGCCGACACGUGCAAGUGGUGGUCGGAUCCAAUUGGAUCGCCUAUUCGGUAUUCUUCACAUUGCUCACGUGACCACGGAUGAUGAAGGUGCUUACUAUUGCUCGAAUGGGAACUGGACCUCGUCAGUCAUGUUGAAGGUUAAGCGCACUCCCCAGGUUGUUAUCUAUCCACCGGAGGUGCGUCAACCACCUGGGACGGAGGUACGCUUGACAUGCGUUGGAUCUGAGCCGGUGCCUCCUGUCUGGUACCAUAAUGGUCGCGUGCUUACUUCCACAGUGACCUCGACGGGGUCGAAUUCUUCACUUCAUAUCCCCGCUGUAUCCGAUUCCACAAUCGGCGUGUAUCAGUGCAUCCAGCCGGGAACAGAUGGAGACGAAUGGGCCAGUGCACAGGCGAUCGUUCAUUACGAUUAUGAUGCGAUUCUGCGUAAAGCCGAUUUCGACCGAAUCACCUCCGAAUCUCGCAGGCCUAUUCACUUGCCGCCCAUUCUACUCUCUGUCCCGACUGGUAAGUCCACUCGGCUGAGCUGCACUCUCUCCGGACAAAAUCACAGUAUCCCAGCCGGUGUUCUCACAUCCGAUGUACUACCCGGUAUUAGUUCAGCAGCCAAACGACUACGGCUAGCCGAAGCUUUGAACUAUGUUCAGAUUCACUGGAAGAAAGAUGGAGUUCAACUGCAGUUGCCAACACAGCAAUCGUUGCUGCCACCUGACGAAUUCGAGCUCGAUGUGGUACGAUCACGUGACUUUGGCGUUUACGAAUGUACGGUGACUACGACCAACAGUCGUGUUCUUUUUACGCAAGUCAUCCACGUAAAACCCUCGGAACCCUGGGCUACUAAUCAAGGCUCCAACCUGGAUCCUUCGUUGCAGAAUUUCCAGUUUAAAUCCGAAAUUCAGAGCAUGGCAAAUGAACUGAGACCGAUGGCGGGCUUGACGAGCAUGGAUGAUCAGGGUGACAGAGGUAAACGGAAUACGCAACAGGCUCUGCGUUCUUCAGUUGCAGAUCCGUGGUAUUCCGGUCCAGUCGAUGGUUUACAUAACGAAGCGUUUCAUGACAUGAAUCCGGACGCUUGGCUCAACAGUGAUCCCGAAACUCCCGGACACAUCUCUCGUUCCCUCUCUGACAGUGACUCUGGUGUCUCUCGUCUGUCCAAACCCAAUGCAGAACCAGUUGGUGACAAUUUGGCGGUUCUUAUCUCCUGGUCGCCUAUACCGACAGACUACUAUCAAAUUCAAUACAGGCACCGGCUACCUAUCGAUCAGCGAUGGUCCAAGGCUUUUACGGCUGAAAGUGUGAUCAAAGAAUGUUGUGGCCAGAAUCCAGCUUGUUGCACCCAACAGAAACAGUUCUAUUUCACAAGUCGUCAACCAGCCAGUCUAGAGCCUGGCCGUCGGUACCAGUUUCGUGUGGUGGCUUAUGUCCAACAGUCAAUCAUGGGCAAAAGUCCAUGGUCUCAGACAAUCAGCUUUGAGUAUAUUUCCAAGGUUGCGCCUGUAUUUACGGAAACCGAACGACUGCCCGAUGGAGGAAUGGUCGCGCGAUGGACUCUGUCUACCUCGGCAGUCGGAUUUCCCAUCGAUCAUUUUUUGCUCCUGUGUCGUAAAGAAGAACGGUAUUCGAAUGGGACCGUGACGUACAGUCCUUUUCAACAUAUAUUUGUUCCAGGAUCAGAUACUCGAGUGAGUUGUUCUCUGUGUUUUGUCAAACCACCUGCUGUACUCAUAAGGUUGCUGAAAACUCUUCGACAGCCCAUGAUCUCACUCACCUUUCUUGAGGCUCAUCAGGUAGGCUCAGUCUUCGAGUUCUACUUAAACCCAAAUUUCGUGAGAUUAGCGAAAUACACUCACUUACAUACGAAUUUGGUUUUGAGGGUAGACUACAUGGAACCCGCUGAAUCUUUCGUUUAUGGUGAGUGUAAGCUGCACAAUUUGGAACCGGGUAAAGGCUACCAGUUGGUAGUUUACGGUGUUCACACCCCACCUGGAAUGGAUCCACAGGCUGUCGUGUUCAAAGGUGGUAUAGGUGGUCGACGGAUCACGCAAUUCAGCCACGAGAUAUUCGUCAAACCACAGGUCACUCCUGGUGAGAUUAGUGUUCCCGAAACGCACCAUGUAGGCUCAGUCUUCGAGUUCUACUUAAACCCAAAUUUCGUGAGAUUAGCGAAAUACACUCACUUACAUACGAAUUUGGUUUUGAGGGUAGACUACAUGGAACCCGCUGAAUCUUUCGUUUAUGGUGAGUGUAAGCUGCACAAUUUGGAACCGGGUAAAGGCUACCAGUUGGUAGUUUACGGUGUUCACACCCCACCUGGAAUGGAUCCACAGGCUGUCGUGUUCAAAGGUGGUAUAGGUGGUCGACGGAUCACGCAAUUCAGCCACGAGAUAUUCGUCAAACCACAGGUCACUCCUGGUGAGAUUAGUGUUCCCGAAACGCACCAUGUGAACUCGGGAACAGGUCAAGCGAGGACAGAGAAUCAGCUGAUUUUCAACUCGACCGAAUCGAAUCGCCUAAUGUUCCUCAUCCUCGGAGCUUUGGCUGGAAUGAUGUUGAUCAUUAUGAUUUGCCUGGUAAUACUUUGUGUCUGGCGUCAGCAACGAGACAAACGUCGUUUAUUGGUGUACACAAGCGCGGCUGCUAAGCAAGCAUCGGCAACCAAAUCGCCUCCACCUGGUCAAGCUGGGCACCAUACUGCCCCGCAGAACUUCAUGUUGGAACAUCUUAAUACGUUGGACACCCACAGACGUCGUCACGCAUCUGAACACUCGAGCGCGUUUCAUCCACAACCUCCACCAAUGAGCCCACCACCUCCCCCACCGAAACAUGCCAACCAGCGCGAUGUGGAACUGUCUAGCCUUCUGUCUGCUCCUCCAGGAAUGUACCCAUAUCCGGGCCAGUUAGUCCCAUCGUCUGCUAAUCUCCAUGCGCCCUUUAAUAACACCAACCCCGAAUAUGCUUACUGGAUCAAUCAACACGUAGGAGCCGGUGGAACCACCCUACCGAUGACUGGGUCCAAUUAUUCCGGACAGUUUAUGGUUCCCGGGAAUUAUCCAAACGGCAUGAACUCGGUCAACAACCAACCUCUAAAUCCUCCAUUUGGUCUGAAGCGAGAACCUCCGAGUGGUGGAUCUGUUCAUGAUGGAACAGACACUCCACCUGGUCAAGCUGGGCACCAUACUGCCCCGCAGAACUUCAUGUUGGAACAUCUUAAUACGUUGGACACCCACAGACGUCGUCACGCAUCUGAACACUCGAGCGCGUUUCAUCCACAACCUCCACCAAUGAGCCCACCACCUCCCCCACCGAAACAUGCCAACCAGCGCGAUGUGGAACUGUCUAGCCUUCUGUCUGCUCCUCCAGGAAUGUACCCAUAUCCGGGCCAGUUAGUCCCAUCGUCUGCUAAUCUCCAUGCGCCCUUUAAUAACACCAACCCCGAAUAUGCUUACUGGAUCAAUCAACACGUAGGAGCCGGUGGAACCACCCUACCGAUGACUGGGUCCAAUUAUUCCGGACAGUUUAUGGUUCCCGGGAAUUAUCCAAACGGCAUGAACUCGGUCAACAACCAACCUCUAAAUCCUCCAUUCGGUCUGAAGCGAGAACCUCCGAGUGGUGGAUCCGUUCAUGAUGGAACAGACACCGAGUGCGAUUUGCCGGACCAAGGAUUGCAUCAGCAGCUUGGCUAUCAAGUCACCAGUAUGGCACACAGUCCGUUUCCCAUGAAUGGUAAUAGCGCGUCCAAAUAUCAGCCACCUUCUGUUCUCUCUAUGCCUGCAAUGCGCCAACCUGCAAACACCGCCCAGCUCAUUUUUGACCCCCGUACGCGGCAAUAUCAUCACACGUUACAGCAUCUAUCUUACGCACAACAGCCCCACAAUCAAUGGUCUGGCUACAAUCCGGGCUUGAUGACGCCGCCUCCCUUCAACGAGGAUCCGAAUGCUUACCCUGGUUACGGCACGGACACUGCUUCACCGGGCUAUCCUCCUGCUCACUUGCUAAGUAGUGAACAGCAGUUUCUCUUGCCUUCCUUCCAGCCGUACACCGAAAGAUAUCACCAUCUUGGUCGUCAACUUCCUAACCCAAAUGCGUUCCAGCCCCCUUUACCGGAAGGUCGUUUUCUUCAGCGUUCCACCUCGAUGACAGCACAGUUGCACUAUCAUCAACAGCAUCCUGGCACACAUACAACGUCACAGGAGGCCAACCCGAGCGAGUCGCUGCGAGGUGCCACCACGCAUGUGUCAUCUGUACGAGGCCACGCCCCCUCUCAGGAAGCGGACUUUCCCGAUCCAGCCACGGCCAUGUCAUAUGAUACGUCAAGCGCCCGAAAGCAACGCCGCCGUCGUCGACGUCUUACAGCAGAACUUCGCAAUCAAACUCAGCCUGGAAACGGGCCCCAUGGAGUCAGUGAACCGCUGAUGACUUCCUCACCAGUUACGCCAGAUACACGAGGAAGUGCUAAUCCAAUAGAUCAUGGCCAUGUAGCAUCCUGUUUUCAACAUGCACAGUCUUCGGAUGCAAAAACAGACUCUUGUAAUCGCCGGUGCCCUGAGCACCGAACCGAUGCCUCAUUCAACACACAGAUGGACUCAACCCACCCCUUGCAAGCAGGCUAUAGCAGACAUCCUAACGAUGAACUUCCUCAACCUAAUCUUCAUGGACUUCAAAUGACUCCUCAUUGGCCCCAAGUAAUACAUCAUGACGAUCCGACUCACUUUCCCGGACUAUUAAACCAUGGGCACCACAAUCCCGGCGCCUCAGGCAGUGUGACUCGCCCAAAUUGGGUCAACGGGCUCCUACCUGAUCCUCCACAUGUACGAGACUAUUCGGAAUAUGGUAUUCCAAACCUGCAUACGACGGCACUCAACACAAACGACAGUGACGCGAACGACUCCCCGGAAUUACUGACCAACGACGGUAACUCAGUUCAUCCAAAACAUCUGACGACACCAAGCAACAGACCAUUAGUAUCCAAUCACAAUUCCGACAAUUUUAUUCCCUGUUGACGCACAUUAUUCAUUUGCUUCUAUGCGCCACUCUCAACCGCAUAUUCCAAAACUCAUAGAUACUACUUUUAUCGUUACUAGUGGUAGUAGUAGUAUAUGAUCCUCGAUUCCGUCCGGUUUACCACCGUAGACCAAGAACAGCAAUCCUGCCCGUCCAAGGUUCUUCGCAUUUCCUCCAUUAAUACUAACUAGUACAAAUAACCGAGCCCAUCGAUUCCAUUUUUCUUCUACGCGCAUUUCUCUGCCUUCCAAUCCUGCUAAUUUUUGUCAAGUUCAGUCGUUUUUUCACCCCAUUUGCUCUUUCCAUGCCUUUAUCUAUCAUUUUUAAGCCUGUCCAACGAGACCGACUAUCAAGACAAACAAAGACGUGCUCUGUUUAUCUGACCUUAUUGUUUUCUUCACUUGUCACCUCAUGCUGUUUUUUAGUCCAUCAUCAUGUAUGUACAUACGCAAAGUAUAUAUUUUCAUAUGCCCCAUUUUAUUCCUCAUUUUACUGGCCCUGCUCCCCCCCUCUCUCGGUUUUUUCUGUUAAAGGCAGUCUUAGUAGGCCUUUUGUUUACGCGCUCACUUAUUUGGAGCUUAAAACCGUGUUGUGUACAGUUUAGUCAACAAUUAACCACAUUCGUUUUUCUGUGCCAAGUAAACAAAACUG
Molecule: messenger RNA, 6772 nt
Organism: Opisthorchis viverrini
Lineage: Eukaryota; Metazoa; Platyhelminthes; Trematoda; Opisthorchiida; Opisthorchiidae
Exons: 26
Coding region: 1-6120 (2039 amino acids)
Molecular function (GO): protein binding
Source: RefSeq, a predicted model, not a curated record